AUGGCCGCUGUAGUGGCCCUAAAUAAUGCUAACAUAACGGCCGCCAUGAUCAAUGCACCAGAUGGUACUCUACCACCAGCAUUACCGAGUGGAGCUACUGGCACCACAGUUAUUUCAGCAUAUAAUGUUCAUAUAGAUGAGGAUUGGUCUCUUGCUAGGGGUGUCCU
This is a messenger RNA of Racocetra persica, 167 nucleotides long. NCBI's taxonomy places the organism in Eukaryota, Fungi, Glomeromycota, Glomeromycetes, Diversisporales, Gigasporaceae. The record is from the annotation of a GenBank genome assembly.